AUGAUAUUCUCAGCCGUUUUCGUCACUUUCUAUAUAAUUAGAGCCGUCAGCGCUCAAUGCGCUCCAGGUCAAUACUUCUCAGCCAAUCAAUGUCGUCGCUGCUUAAUAGGUUCUUAUUGCCCUGAUGGUUAUCAACAGUUACCAUGUGCUCCAGGAAACUAUACGGAUGUGUAUGAGCAGACGAAGUGUCGUCAGUGCCCACCCGGCCAUUUUAAUAUCAAACUUGGGUCUACAAAUUGUUCGCGCGCGCGACUUGGUCAAUAUGCACCGGUUAACAAUAAGAAUUCUCAGUCAUGCUCUCCAGGAACUUAUACUGAUAGGCCUGCUCAAUCUAGCUGCAAAACUUGUCGUUCAGGUACAUACAGUGCGACACUAGGUGCACAGAGCUGCAGUCGUUGUCCAUUGGGUCAUUUCUGUCUCAAUCCAGCUAAGCUUCCUCAACCAUGCCCCGCUGGUUUCUAUGCGGAUCUGUAUGAGCAGACCAAAUGCCGUAAGUGUCCCAGAGGUUAUUACACAAUCCAGCCAAAAGCGACCUAUUGUAUAAAGUGUCCACCUGGUCAUUCUUGUGCUGAUCCUGCAACAAGGCCAACACCCUGUCCCAUUGGAUUCCACAACCCAUUGCGCGCUCAAAUAAAUUGUCGACAAUGCAAAUCUGGAUGGACGACAAGUGUUCCUGGACAGGCGGAAUGUACGAAUUUGAGCCAAGAAAUUGGCUAA
Molecule: messenger RNA, 717 nt
Organism: Adineta ricciae
Lineage: Eukaryota; Metazoa; Rotifera; Eurotatoria; Adinetida; Adinetidae
Source: the annotation of a GenBank genome assembly